AAGAAAUUUAUAGAUGGAGCUGAAGGAAUGUUGAGUGAGGUAAACAGUGCGAGUGUGAGCACCCCGAGACGGAUAAAUGCGCAGGGUGGGGAAGGCAUCAUGAAGACACCUAAAACACCGGAUAAACUAAGCUCUUCUCAAUUUUCAAAGUUCCUGCCAGAGUAUGUGGAAUAUGCGGAGCGCAUCCGUAAAUCACUCUACUAUGGCCGACUACCAGCAACAGACCGUCCCUCAUUGCCCUUCACAAGCUUGUCUGUCGAAAGGUUCAGUGAACUGUGCCGUCAAGAUGGGCUGGAAAAACUGGACUUACGAUAUGCUUCCUCCAUGUGUUAUGAUGCUUGUGUGACUCCAUGCUCGCUCAUUCUUGCGUUGAUGUACCUGGACCGCCUGCGCUCUCACAACCCGGAGUAUUUAGCCAAUACCUCGCCAUCUCAAGUCUUCCUGGUCGCUAUGGUGGUGGCAAGCAAAUACCUGUAUGAUGAUGGAGAGGAAGAUGAGGUGUUUAACGAUGAAUGGGCCACGUCUGCUGCGAUCUCUCUUAGUGACCUCAACCAAGCAGAGAAAGAGUUCCUAGUUGCCAUUGAUUGGAACCUUUUUGUUGAUGCAGAUUCAUUCCUGUGUGCAUUUAAACGUGUUGAGGGUGAGGUAGCAUGGCGUGAGGGAGAAAGACGAGGUUACUUCACAUAUUCGGAUCUGCUGUCACUGACCCAGUCGCUUCCUGCCUCCUGCACUCCUCUUUUGAACUUGAUGAGUCACGUGUUUGCUGUUUGCAUGGUUGGAUACACUGCUGCUGUUGUGAGUAUUGUUGCAGGUACAAUUUUGGCCCAAGAAUGUAGUCAGCACAUGGCAACAAUGAUGAAUCACUUGACAUAUGAUGUAUCGUCAUCCAAUGAGACUGUGACUCCAUACCUGAAGGAUGUGACAGAGUUGGGUCAUUCAGUUCAAGUGGCAGACUCCCUAAGCUUCAUGACAGGAAAUAUGGAAACUAGUUUGGAUGAUGAUGAAGAGAGGAAUAUGAGCCUGUCAGGUCUCCCCUCCCGGGCUAUUACAACACUGACCACAUCCAUCUUACUGGCCAUGUCUUCACCGAGUACACAACAACAACAUCAGCAGCAGCAGCAUCGGCAACACAGUAGUGGACACAAGAAUUGUCGGUCUUGUCAGUCAUCUAGGGUAGACCAGAACUGUCGUCCGCGAACAAAGGAUCCCAAUGUUUGUUGUGAACCGGAUGACUCGGACUUGGAUCCUUCGGAUGUACGCUUGAGCUUUACAACGGGACCUUAUUGGCCACCUUCAAGCCACGGUCGAAGGAUUGGUCAGGUUGACGUAAAUUUCAUUCCCUUACAUCUUCCUAACCUGGACCUGACUUCCAUGGAAUCUCAUGCAAGUGAUCAAAAGGAGGACUGGGUGUACUCCAACCCUUGGAAGAUCCCUUGGCUCUCUUGGCACAGUGCCCCAAUUUACAGUAUGAUUCAGAACUUUUCAGGCAUUGGAGCUCCAAACAUGGCUAGUUUCAGGAGAAGUGAACAUGGCUGGGUGGAUUGGCUGGACAGGAUGUACGAAUUGAUGCAAGGAAUAGUAAUUGACAUAGUACCUCACGCUCAUUCUGUGACACUGUCCCCGGCACCCAUGCUCAGCCGAGUUGCUGUGGCCCACUCUGGCCCAGAUCCUGUGCCUUGGUUACUGUAAACUACCCUGGUGGAUUAUUAGGAUCCUUUUCAUUGAAGAAAGGAUUUUUCAUCUUUGGUAACACUAAAUGUUUUCUGUAUGAAAAGAUAGCCUCAAUAAUCCUCAUCAGGAAAAUUUUACCGAAGAAAGAAACUUUCUGAUUGGCUUAAUUCACCACAGAGUUGAUUAAUCAACAAAAGUACAUUUUCUUAUAUAAUCUCAUGUGAAACAUGUAUGUAAGCUUAUCCAAGUUUGUAGACACCAUGAUGAGUUGAUGAAUGGUUUUUAGACACCAAGCUGUUACCCAGUUUUGUGGACACCAAGAUGAAUUGAUGAAGAAGUUAUUCGGAUUAUAUGUUUUAAGUUACAUUGCUUCAUCUGGAUUCAUUGAGAUAAUUAGUUGCAUAAUAAGAGGAGAGUUAGGUGUAUAGCUCCCCCUUUAAGGGAAGUUCCAUCGACAGUAGAAUGCUUAGAACUUGAAGAACACCAUGGAACAGAUAGUAAAUAGCUGAUUGGUAAGUGGGAAGGAGCAUUUUGGUUAGUUUCUUAGUUACUUAUUUAUUUUGUUUCAGUUCUGUUCAUUUGUUAUCUUGUCCUUGUCUCCUCCUUUAGUUUCCUGUAAAUCUAUUUAUUUGACUUUGAUUACAUUUUGUUAUUCUUUGUGUAACUAGGAAUUGGAUUAGGUUGAUGAUUAAAUGAGGAAUAUGAUAUCCCAAGCUUGUAUUUGAUGACCUAUAAGCCAAUGGGCAAGGAGUAAAAAUAUCCAGUAAGUGUAAUGAAGGUUUCUCUUGUUUUAUGUGUUAUCUUAUUAUUUGAUUCAUUAAUCUUCACCUAACAUGUAUUAUUGUUGCUGUUCCUUUAUUUCAUGAACAAAGAAGAAAUUAAUACUUAAAAACAUCAUCAGUGUCCCUAAGAUCAUACUAACAUUGUGUAGCCCACCAUCAGUAAUGCAGUAUCUUAGGAAACAUGUGUAAGAUCAUAACUUGUAUUAAGUAAUUCAUGUUUGGUAAAUACGGAAGUUUUGAUUAAAAGUUUUAGAUUUC
This is a messenger RNA of Homarus americanus (American lobster), 2711 nucleotides long. RefSeq lists its product as uncharacterized. Gene Ontology annotation, biological process: regulation of cyclin-dependent protein serine/threonine kinase activity. The transcript is spliced from 7 exons. Gene Ontology annotation, cellular component: cyclin-dependent protein kinase holoenzyme complex; nucleus. The record is from RefSeq and is a predicted model, not a curated record. Gene Ontology annotation, molecular function: protein kinase binding; cyclin-dependent protein serine/threonine kinase regulator activity. NCBI's taxonomy places the organism in Eukaryota, Metazoa, Arthropoda, Malacostraca, Decapoda, Nephropidae. Bases 28 to 1689 code for a protein of 553 amino acids.